Dermatophagoides pteronyssinus (European house dust mite) is the source of this 2337-nucleotide messenger RNA. Its product is annotated as probable chromatin-remodeling complex ATPase chain. NCBI's taxonomy places the organism in Eukaryota, Metazoa, Arthropoda, Arachnida, Sarcoptiformes, Pyroglyphidae. The record is from RefSeq and is a predicted model, not a curated record.
AUGCUAUUUUCGAUUACUUUGGAAAAUCGUUAUUUACGUUUUUAUUCGCACAUUUGCUACGUCUGUCAAAAAGGCGGUCGACUGCUGGGCUGCGACUACUGCGAGCAAAGCUACCAUCCGCGCUGCAUUGAUGCAGACUUUCUCGAGUUCGAGGCGGAGCGCGGCGCCUGGCGCUGCCCGAUCUGCCGCGGCGAAGAUCCCUUGAAAAGCUUCGGUAACCGGCGGCUGAGCCGCACAGCUAUGAUGCGUUUGAUGAACACCAUGCAGCAAUGCAUUCGCGCGCAGUACAAAAUUUCGAAAGCGAACCGCGACGUUUUCCUUUGGUCGAACAUCAAGCUGCUGCGGCCGUUCUUGGUCGACCACGCAUACAACCGACUGGUGAAGAAGUACGGUGCCGGCCGCAAAAAGUUCGACACGCAGCAGUCAGGGAGCGAGACCGAGGAAGACGACGUGGAGCGCGGCGUGCGCGCGCCAAACCUCAGCAAGUCGCAACAGAAGCGUUUCGAGCGCUGGUACGAGAAGGCUGUCAAGGCCGGCAAGGGCCACAUCUUACAGGACGACGUGCGGCUGAAGGACUACCAGAAGGCCGGCGUCGGCUGGCUGCUCGAGUGUUUUCACCGGCGCUCGGGCGCGAUCCUCGCGGACGAGAUGGGGCUCGGCAAAACCGUGCAGACGCUCGCGUUCCUGUCCGCGCUGAAGGUUAUGGGUAUUACGGGUCCACACUUGAUCGUCGUGCCGCUGUGCACGGUUGGCAACUGGGCGCGCGAGAUCCGCCGCUUCGUGCCGCACUUGAAGUUUGUCAAAGUUUGCGGCAGCCGAUUCGAGCGCGACCACAUCAUGAACAGCCAAGUGACUGCGCAAGGUCUGCACGAUCUGUACAUCACGACCUACGAAACUGCUGUUACCGAAGAGUCGUUUUUCUGCGACACGUUCGACUGGCAGUGCAUAAUUCUCGACGAGGCGCACCGAAUCAAAAACGAGAGCGGCCGAAUCCGCAACUCGCUGAACCGCGUCGGCGCGAACAUGCGCGUGCUGCUUACUGGCACGCCGCUGCAGAACAACGUCAAGGAGCUAUUUACGCUUCUCAACUACCUCUUUCCCGAUACGCUCAAAGACAGCGACGAGUUCGAAAGACUCAUGAGCAGGCACCCGACCACCGGAAAGGAGCUCGCUAAAAGCGACGUCGACAACCUCGACAUCCACGCCGACAUUGUCGACGCACUCUCGCAGCUGCUCAACGAGCUGAUGUUGCGGCGCACCAAAGACUUGGUCGUCAACUUGCCGCCCAAAAUCGAGCACAACAUUUGGGUGCCGCUCUCGCAGCACGGCGCAAUUUGGUACAAGAAGCUGCUCGACGUCAGCGAAGCCGCGAUCCAGGCCAACUUCGUUCGCAAAAUUUUGGGCGCCGUCAUCAAGAUGCGCAUCUGCGUCUGCCACCCUUGCUGUCUCAUCAAGUUCGACACGCAGCUCAAAAAAUUCCAAGAAGCUUUCGCCGCUACGGAGCAUGAGAGCAAUCUCGUGCGCGACGCCAAAGAGCUCGCUGAGCUCAGCAACGAAGAGCACAUCAAGGCCAGCAACAAACUGGUCGUGCUCGACAAGCUGCUUACGCAGCUGCACCUGCUCAACUGCGAGUUCAGCUCCGAGUACCGCGAGAUGUACUUGCAGAACAUUCAAAACCACCUGAUCGAAACGCCGAUCAUCCACAAAGUCCUAAUUUUCACGCAGUUUCAGUUAGUUUUAGACGAGUUGGAGCGCUACUGCAAACAUAGAGGCUUUAGGUAUCUGCGACUGGACGGCGGCACCAACAAGAUGAUUCGAGAGCUAGACAUUCGGGAGUUCAACAACCCAGACUCCACGCACCUGCUCUAUUUGAUCUGCACGCGCGCGGGCGGAGUCGGCAUCAACCUAUACACUGCAAACCACGUAGUGCUCUUUGACGAAGACUGGAACCCGUUCAUGGACCUGCAAGCUAUUGACCGCGCGCACCGCAUCGGCCAGAAACGCAGCGUCCACGUCUGGAAACUCAUCACUGAGUGGACCAUCGAGGAGCGCAUGCGCAUGGCGUUCCGACGAAUGCAAAAAAUGAAGCUCGACCAAAUCUUCAUCCAGUCGUCGGCGCGCUCGAGCGGCGCGAAAGGGCUGCCGAACGAAGACUCGCCUGAAGCUUUGGAUUACGGAGCGAAGUCUGACGCGUACUUGAGGUCCAUGAAGCUUGAAGAACUCAGUAGACUUACACGCUACGGCCGCGAGGCUAUCAAAAGCGUCGUGAACGAAAGCGAGAACAUCUACGACCUCAGUUUCGACGAAGUUAUCAAUCGCAAGCGCAAAAGCUUACCU